Molecule: messenger RNA, 1675 nt
Organism: Passer montanus (Eurasian tree sparrow)
Lineage: Eukaryota; Metazoa; Chordata; Aves; Passeriformes; Passeridae
Gene: RWDD4
Product: RWD domain containing 4
Exons: 8
Coding region: 112-672 (186 amino acids)
Molecular function (GO): protein binding
Source: RefSeq, a predicted model, not a curated record
UCGGGUGCCCCGCGCUGCCCUCGGGAGAGGCGCGUCCGCGCGAGGGCGGCGGGGCCGCGGCAGGCAGGGCCGCCAGCCCCGGCCGCAGCGAGCGGGGCCGGGAGCUCCGCCAUGGCGGCCAACGAGGACCAGGAGAUGGAGCUGGAAGCGCUGCGCUCCAUCUACGAGGGAGACGUGUGCUUCAGGGAGCUGAGCCCCGUGUCCUUCCAGUACCGGAUAGGUGAAAGUGGAGAUCCCAAAGCCUUUCUAAUAGAAGUUUCUUGGCCAGAAACAUAUCCACAAACAGCACCAGUCAUAUCGAUGGAUGCUUUCUUCAACAACACAAUAUCUUCAGCUAUUAAGCAAAGUAUAUUGGAUAAGUUAAUGGUAGAAGUUGAAGCAAACCUUGGAACUGCAAUGACAUACACACUUUUUGAAUAUGCCAAAGACAAUAAGGAGGUGUUCAUGGAAAAUCAACCUGUUAACACUGUGACUUCAGUCAGCAAUAGUAUUUCAAUUGGAACUCCUGAAGUGCCACCAAGUAAGAAAAAAGAGAAAAAGGAACAGUUAUCCAAAACCCAGAAACGAAAACUAGCCGAUAAAACAGAUAACAAAGGAGAGCUUCCACGAGGAUGGAACUGGGUUGAUGUAAUUAAGCAUUUAAGCAAAACUGGUUCUAAAGAUGAUGAAUAAAGGACUUUGGUACAAGGAAACUCCACCUUUUAAUACAGUGCAAUUCUGGGUCACCAUCUCUCUCUUAAUAACUUUCAUAUUUGUUGAAGUAAACAUUUUAUAAAGCUCGAUUUCCUAACUUGUAAAUCUAGUCACACAAGCUUAUCUAGAGACCAUGUGGUCAUCUUCAGAAAAAUCAACCAACAAACUUGCCUUAAAUGAAGGUUAGAAUGUGACAAAGGAUAUAGAGAGCCAGUGUGGUGAAUAGUGCUGAAGUGUUUAGUAAUUUAUAUUUAGUCUGUAGUAAAAUCCUGUUAUAGUGAACCCAAUGAUACUGUAAACAUUUCCUGAUGUUCUUAUUCCAAUUGAAGAAAAAAACACUAUAACAGUGAUUGGUGGCUUGAUGGCUUAAUUCAUCAAAAUAAAUUGUUCCAUGGAAAUAAGACCUUUGUCAUUUGUUUAUCUAGUAUGAACUAGAAGGAGAACAUACAUACAAAUUGUUGCAUUGCAGAGCAGGCUAGAGCUUGUGGUCUUAUUUUCACUAGUUACUGGCUGAAGUAGUAAAUACUAGUGAAAGCAAGGCCAAAUAUUCUAGUCUGCUCAAAAAUGAAUGGUUAUAGCAGGAGAGCAGCUUCUUUAUUCUCCACAAUGCCCCAUCUGUUGCUCUUUCUCCAGUGUGCAUGUUUACAGGCAGUGGGAUAUCUGAGGAGAGGCAAAAGUGCUUUCUUGCAUAUGUCUCAAUGGGUAUUGGGAUUUUGUAGCUGCUUCAUUGCAGAAAUAGGCAUUCUUUGGAGGGAUUUCCUGACUAAGUGGUGGGACAGUGGAAGUCAGUAAUCCAUCAAAUGUUUUGGGAGAACUUCUUUGCAAGAGCUCUUUUCUUUUUUUUCCCUAAUCUGCUCUCUUGUAUAAGAAGGAGAAGUCAUCUUUACUAUAUGAACUGUUAUUGAAUACAAGAUGCCUUAAUGUCUUUUAUUAUUUUUGUUUGAGAUGAACUUUAAUAAAUGCCUAUUUAUCUGCUGUGGUA